Molecule: messenger RNA, 1907 nt
Organism: Vitis riparia (riverbank grape)
Lineage: Eukaryota; Viridiplantae; Streptophyta; Magnoliopsida; Vitales; Vitaceae
Product: glycosyl hydrolase 5 family protein-like
Exons: 3
Coding region: 47-1705 (552 amino acids)
Molecular function (GO): hydrolase activity, hydrolyzing O-glycosyl compounds
Source: RefSeq, a predicted model, not a curated record
GGCUCUUCUUCCAUCUAUCCAACUAGCAGUCAAUACAAGUCCCACAAUGGGGAAGUUCUUCUUCUGCUUCUUGUUUUCCUUUCUUUCUAUUCUACCUCUUCCACUUCUGAAGCCUGUGGUGGCUCUUCCACUCUACACCAAUUCAAGGUGGAUAGUGGACGAAGAUGGUGCCCGGGUGAAGCUGGCAUGCGUGAAUUGGCCAUCCCAUCUGGAAGCAGUGGUGGCGGAGGGCCUCAGCAAGCAGCCAGUUGCCAUGAUCUCCAAGAAGAUUGGGUCUAUGGGGUUCAAUUGUGUCAGGCUCACUUGGCCACUUUUUUUGGCCACCAAUCAAUCGCUGGCCUCCCUCACUGUUAGACAGUCCUUUCAGAGGCUUGGCUUGCUUGAAUCCAUUGCCGGCUUCCAAGCCAACAACCCUUCCAUGGUUGAUCUUCCUCUCAUAAGUGCUUACCAGGCAGUGGUGUCCGGCCUUGCGGACAACAAUGUGAUGAUCAUACUAGACAAUCACCUAAGCAAGCCGGGCUGGUGCUGCAGCAGCUUCGAUGGCAAUGGCUUCUUUGGCGACCAGUACUUCAACCCAGACUUGUGGGUCCAGGGCCUCACCCGGAUGGCCACCAUGUUCAGGGGCGUCACCAAUGUGGUUGGCAUGAGCUUGAGGAAUGAGCUCCGAGGCCCCAAACAGAAUGUGAAGGACUGGUACAGGUACAUGCAGAAAGGAGCUGAAGCAGUGCACUCAGCUAACCCAGAUGUUUUGGUCAUAGUCUCGGGCUUGAGUUACGACACAGACCUAUCGUUCGUCCUGAAGCAAGAGUUGGAACUGACAUUCACAGGGAAAUUAGUGUUCGAGAUGCAUUGGUAUGGAUUCACGGAUGGGAGCGCUUGGGAAACCGGCAGCCCCAACCAGGUGUGCGGGAGAGUGGUAGAGAGCGUAAUGAGGAGAGGAGGGGUUUUGCUAGAAAAAGGGUGGCCAUUGUUUGUGAGUGAGUUUGGGGUGGAUCAAAGGGGUACCAAUGUGAAUGACAAUAGGUAUUUGAAUUGCUUCUUUGGCCUGGCAGCUGAACUGGACUUCGAUUGGGCAUUAUGGACACUGGUAGGGAGUUAUUAUACGAGAGAAGGGGUUUUUGGAUUGGAAGAGUUUUAUGGUUUGCUGAAUUGGAACUGGUGUGAAGUCCGGAACUCAAGCUUCUUGCAGAGGAUUUCUGCCCUGCAGUCUCCUUUUCAAGGGCCAGAUCUAUCCGAUGCCAGGCCACAUAAAGUAAUUUUCCAUCCUGCAACGGGUCUUUGCAUUGUAUGGAUGUCAGUGUUUGAGCCAUUAACGCUGGGUCCCUGUCCGGAGUCGGAUGCCUGGAGCUACACCCCCCAGAAGACCUUGAUAAUGAAGGAAACGUAUUUCUGCCUUCAAGCAGAUGGGCCAGGGAAUCCUGGAAAACUUGGUAUAAUAUGCACUGAACCUGGUUCAAAAUGGGAAUCCAUUUCAGAUUCAAAGAUGCAUCUAUCAACUAAGCUGGGAGAUGGUACCACAGUUUGCUUGGAUAUAGACUCCAGCAACAACAUUGUCACAAAUGCUUGCAAAUGCUUGAGUGGGGAUAAUAAGUGUGACCCUGGGAGCCAGUGGUUCAAGAUUGUCAACGCCACAAAUAUUUCAACAAGACCUCUAAUUCAGAUCAGCUCCAACUUGGAUUUGAAUGGAGCUGAACAUGCCAGCUAAAAAAAGCAAAAAGGGUCUGUCGUACGCCUAUACGUCCUGAAAGAGGGAAUUUUUUAAAAGAAAAUACUAAAUAAAAAGAAGCUCAAAAUCACUUUAUCAAGCCUCAUUAUCUCCCUCAGCCAAGGGCUUUUUAAACUAAAAAGUGUUCAUUCUAAUGGGCUCACCUACAUGCCAUCAGUUAUAUAUCUUUCUUGUUUUCCAA